GAGUUUUGGAGUUGGGGACUGGAGUCCCUUCCAAAAUCGACCAUGUCAACGUAGAUUCGUUCUUUCUUCACCCAACUUGACCAGUGCGUCUUUCGACAAAGCCUCAACUCUCGACCUUGCCGCCCUCUGUAGGCCCUCACACCUCUGCGACCGCCGCCAGACAUCGCUCCAUACCGUCAGAUCCAGCCCUCGGCCCUGCCACCACUCCCUUUCUGCCAUUGCUACACCGCCAGCCGCCCGCGAUGAAGGAGUUACUCGACUCGGACAGAGUCAACUAUCUCAUUUGGAGAUACCUGCUCGAAGGCAACUUUCGAGAAACAGCUGCCAAGUUCCAGAAGGAGUGGCGUGUUGAGGCUCCCCACAGGCAUUUUGAGUUCGCGUCUCAUGUCAAGAACUACGCCCUCGUCUCUGUCCUCAACAAGGGCCUGAUCUACCACGGCCUCGAGCGGGACUUCGCACAACAACGGGUACCAGCCGACGCUGCGGCAACGCCCGACAAACCCCAGUUCGGAGUCUUUGGGCCCCUCGUACCACAGCACCCCAUUAGCUAUGAUGAGCUCGAGGACGAGAUCGAGGAAGAGCCGCCCCUGCCGGCGCCUCACCCACCGUCGGCUGCUGAUGAGGCCGACAAGUCGUCACUGAAGCGCCAGGUCGAUUCUCAGAGCCAGCUGGCAAAUGGGAAUGCCGCAAAGCGACCGAGAUUGGGCAAUGCCAACGGCCUCGAAAAUGGGGCGGAUGCAGCCACAAGCCCCAUGGAAAUCGAUCAGCACCAAUCCGACAACCACGCUUAUCCCUCCCCCCUGGAAGGCGAACAGGCCCCAACCCCAGCUCCCCGAACAGAGGGCCCGGAUCACGGUACUCAGACCGACAAGGUCGACGACCUCGAGGCCAAAACAGUUUAUUUGCGCCUUGCUCAUGAUGAUUCCUCCUCACUUGCAGCCACCCCGAUCGCCGACGUGUCACAUCCACGCGCUAGCCAGAACCCAAUCCUUCUGCAUUGCGAGUGGAACCCCAAGGACCCAUCCCGCCUGGCGGCUGCCGGGACUGACGCACUAGCCCGAGUUUGGACCGUUUCGCGUGCCACCGGUCCGGAGCAGGUGGCUGAUCACGUGGAUCCCGACUGGCCCUCCAUCAACCUUGUCACCGAUGACUUCCCACCCCAUUCCAAGGUCACCGUCAUGGCCUGGGGGUCCGAUGGUAAGGAGAUUGCCGUCGCUACGGACGACGGCCAGAAAGCCCGCGUCGACCUCUGGAAUCUCGACGGCAGACAGAUGCACACAUACACCGGUCUCGAGGCGCCCAUCGUCAAGCUGCGAUGCAACCCCGUCAACCGCAAGGUCCUGAGCAUCACGCCCAUCUCAAAUCCCUCAGGAGAGCCCACAGGCUGGAUGGUCACUGUCUUCCCCUCACCGACGUCAAGUCCUGUCGAAUACGAGCAUACUUUCCCACCGGACCAGGACGUCGAUGCCCAACAACCAGAUGCCGUCUGGGUCAACGACCAUGAGUUUUUGCUGAGCGUUGGGCAUAGGGUGCUCAGCAUGCGAUGCACGGAAACCGAAAUUGUCCAGUCUCAGGAGCUCUCGACAAGGACAGACGAUCCGUUAACACAGAUUCAGUACGACGGUACUGGACACUUUGCAGCGGCGACGCUGAAGGGUGACAUCGACAUUUGGGAUCCUGCCGGUGCCCGCCGAACUAUCCAUGGGGCCCACGAUGGCCAGAUCACGUUCCUGCAAUGGCAGCCGAUCCAAGGCCGGGCGUCUGACAGUGAGCUCUUGCUCGCUUCAGGUGGUGAAGAUGGCACAAUUGCGAUCUGGGAUGCCCGCUCGCCUGACAGCAGGCCCAAGCUUCAACGGACUAUUGACGACAACCCUGUCGUUGGUCUAUCUUUCACCCCGGACGGUGCCUUCUUUGCUGGCGCUACAAGAGACCGAAUUCUGAUAUUUAAGGCCGGCGAAUAUGCUUUUCCCCGGGCCGCGUGGAAACGAAGCCUGCCGCCUGGCGGGCUGAGCCCCAAGAUAAAUGGCUUGAAUGGUGAACCGGAAACAGAGGACCAACACUGCUUAAGCUGGGACGCGAACGGCCAAAGACUGGCAUUUGGCGUGAAUGGAUUGCUUGCUGUGGUAAAUUUUCGAUGACCACUAUGAACCCUGUUGGCUGGCCCAGGCCAAACACCGUUUCACGAAUAAAUUGAGGGAAAGGCCCAAUUAGGAUCCGUCGCCUGUCACACAGUGCGAUCGAUCCGUUGCUCCGUGGCGCUUUGGCGCGCAGGCAGGCACGACCAAGGAGCAUUACGCCAAGCGCCAGCCUUCAUAAAGCAGCAAGAGUGGUGCUGGUAUCAUGAUGAGCAUGGAUAUUACAAUGAAUCGCCACAAGCAUGUCAUGAUAAUAAUAUGGUUUCAGCCAAAAAUGAUGACCACGAUAUCUUGGAUACAAAGGGAAGGAAGAUCAGGCGGUUGGGGUCGACACACCAAGCACUGAUAUGCAUGGUAUCACACAUCGAUGAAGUGGAGCCUGGCCCACCGGCUCCGUGUAGUUUUAUGCGGGAAUUGGCGCGUGGAGGCGGGAUGAGCCACCAUGGCAACCGGCGUUGAGGAGUUAUCUUGCGUGUCUCGAAGCCGAGAACAAAAAAGGCAUCCGCUGGAUAUGAUGUGGGCAGGUUGGGACCCGCCAGGAAUAAAUCCCAUGUGAUGGGCUUGAGAUAUUCUGGAAUCAUACAAAACAUACAGAGAAAAUACAGAAUAGAAGUCUCGUUAGCGAUCUCAAUAUUUCGCCCAUUCCCGUUCCCGUCUCUACACC
Messenger RNA from Diaporthe batatas, 2799 nucleotides. RefSeq lists its product as uncharacterized. The record is from RefSeq and is a predicted model, not a curated record. Lineage: Eukaryota; Fungi; Ascomycota; Sordariomycetes; Diaporthales; Diaporthaceae. Bases 243 to 2138 code for a protein of 631 amino acids. The transcript is spliced from 6 exons. Gene Ontology annotation, cellular component: Set3 complex. Gene Ontology annotation, biological process: regulation of transcription by RNA polymerase II. Gene Ontology annotation, molecular function: protein binding; transcription corepressor activity.